AUCGCCUUCGAAGGUCAGCAAAUCGUUUUGGCGGUGACGGAUAUGGCCCUUUACACUCUCUUCAGCUCGCGCUGAAUACACUCAGGGCUACUUAAGGGUCGAAAUGUCAGAGAUUCAACCCAUGAUCGCGCCGCAGGAGGACGGCUCUGGUAGUGUACCAGAAACAGUACACGAACCACCACAACCGACGCCCAUCACAGACCAAGAGGUGGGAGAGUAUCGGGAGCAGGAUCGUUUUCUACCCAUUGCAAAUGUCUCCCGUAUCAUGAAGCAGUCCGUUCCACACACCGCUAAGAUUGCCAAGGAUGCCAAGGAGUGCGUUCAGGAAUGUGUUUCAGAGUUUAUAAGUUUCAUUACUUCCGAGGCCGCUGAGAAAUGUCAGAUGGAGAAGCGGAAAACGAUCGGAGGCGAGGAUAUCCUGUACGCCAUGGUGUCUCUAGGGUUUGAGAACUAUGCAGAAACACUGAAAAUUCAUCUGGCAAAACUGAGACAACACCAAGCAGGAUCCUCGUCGAACCCGCGACAAGAGCAUAGAGAAGAUUGAUUCUACUUUUUUGUACCUGUACUAUUCGUGUACCACCGUAUCAACUACUUUCGCAAUGCCUAUGUUUUGCAGCUCACCUUGCCGCUUU
This is a messenger RNA of Suillus plorans, 632 nucleotides long. RefSeq names its product histone-fold-containing protein. The transcript is spliced from 3 exons. NCBI's taxonomy places the organism in Eukaryota, Fungi, Basidiomycota, Agaricomycetes, Boletales, Suillaceae. The record is from RefSeq and is a predicted model, not a curated record. Gene Ontology annotation, molecular function: DNA-binding transcription activator activity, RNA polymerase II-specific; protein heterodimerization activity; RNA polymerase II cis-regulatory region sequence-specific DNA binding. The coding region runs from base 104 to 544 and encodes 146 amino acids. Gene Ontology annotation, biological process: regulation of transcription by RNA polymerase II. Gene Ontology annotation, cellular component: CCAAT-binding factor complex.